AACGUUCAAAAACUAAACCACUGCACAAAAAAAUCAAGGGGACUAAACACCAUGGAAACCUGGGUAUAACAUAAACUGAACAUGACCCACAGUCAGGUGAUGACUCCACCUGCAGAGAUGAACCAGAUUGUACCCAAGCACUCUCAAAGAGCACCAGUUCAAAUCAUCAUUCAGAUUCUAGUACACUCCACAAGGAUCCUGUGGUAGUGCUAACCAGGUUGGCUGAGGUGGUGGUUAAGACACUUCUGAGAGACAUUAAAGUGUGUUUGGUGAAGGAGGUGACAGAUGUCAGGAAGGAUGAAGACAACCAUGGAGGCAGGACAUACUGUUUAACAUACUACAACAGUCUACUCCCAACAGUGCAGUUUAAAUGGGUGAUGGUUACUGGAACAUUCAUAUUAAUGUCGGCAAGGACUAUUGAUUGAGGAAAAUUACAUUUACCAUUAUGGUCUCCCCUUUUCCCUCCUCUUAUCAUACCCAUCUCUUCUAUCCCUCACUCUCAGGUUCUCCUCAGUUCUUUCCUUGUCCACACUGCACCAUCUCCUUUACUGAUUGUUAUUUCCUAGAGAAUCACAUCAAGAACAAACACCAGAAGCAGUACCUGGCCAUGUUGAAAAGCCAAGUCUCAAAGAGUAAAAGAGUGUACGGCCCCACACACAGCUGUCUCCACUGUAGCUGCAUGUUCCAUACACCACGACAGCUAGACAUUCAUACCCGCCAGGCCCACCCCUCUGCCCGUCCCCAGAAACCUGCCCCUCCCCGGAGAACUGGCCGUCCCCACAGGGUUCAGGAGAAAUUCCACACCUGCCCACAGUGUUCCCGCAGAUUCAAGUAUCUGGGCAGCCUGCUGAAGCACUGCAAGAGUUUGCACAACAUAUCCAUUGUUCUCACCGAUGGACACAUCAGUUACGCGGACUGUGAGAAGAGCUUUGAGAAUUUCUGGAGCCUGGGGCCUUACCGGUGUCACGAACCAGAGGGUUCUAGACCUAAGGACACUAAACAGGUGAUCUGUUUGGAAGUCGGCUUCCAAUGCUUAGAUUGUGGCAAGAUCGUCACUACUCUUACAAGCCUGAACAGUCACAUGCGCAUCCACACUGGUGAGAAACCUUAUGUCUGCAAGGAGUGCGGCAAGUGCUUCUCAGAUACCAGCGCUUACCGUUAUCACUUGUUAAUACACAAUGGGGUCAAGCCAUUCAAAUGCCAGGACUGA
Messenger RNA from Oncorhynchus mykiss (rainbow trout), 1210 nucleotides. The record is from RefSeq and is a predicted model, not a curated record. Lineage: Eukaryota; Metazoa; Chordata; Actinopteri; Salmoniformes; Salmonidae.